Molecule: messenger RNA, 572 nt
Organism: Spea bombifrons (plains spadefoot toad)
Lineage: Eukaryota; Metazoa; Chordata; Amphibia; Anura; Pelobatidae
Product: dickkopf-related protein 3-like
Exons: 4
Coding region: 1-564 (187 amino acids)
Biological process (GO): multicellular organism development; negative regulation of canonical Wnt signaling pathway
Cellular component (GO): extracellular region
Molecular function (GO): co-receptor binding; receptor antagonist activity
Source: RefSeq, a predicted model, not a curated record
AUGGCGGUGCCUACGCAUCCACAGACGUCUCUAAUAGACAUAGACGUUCUAGAGAGAGCUCGUGGAUGGAGCGCUGAGACGGGCAAUGGCUUGAAGGAAGAGAUCUCAAUAAAUCUUGGAGGAGAGAAUAUGAGGGUGACGUGCGACCAUGACCGGGCAUGCGGCAAAGGUCUGUUCUGCGACCGUCAUUUCGGGCUGUGCGUAGCGCUCCGCCACGAAGGCCAGUUCUGUCGCAAAGAUUCUCAGUGUGUCCGCGGUCUGGGCUGUAUGUUCGGGAGAUGCCAACAGAUCAUCCCAGGAGGCCGCGAAGGGUCCCGCUGUCAGCAGGAUGAGGACUGCUCCCCUUCAAUGUGUUGCGCCCGGCACCACGGGGAGAUGAUUUGCAAACGUAAGAUUCCUGCUGGGGAGAGAUGUUUUAUUCCAGAAGGUGGCCUGGCUUUCAGCAUCAACCAGCAAUGUCCAUGUGACGAGGGCCUUGUCUGCAGCUCCAAAACGCCCCUCCGAGAGAAAGAGUUUGUUUACAGUCACAGCUCAGACUGGAAGUGCACGGCCCCCUCGGAGUGAAAAUCCAC